Messenger RNA from Aspergillus ibericus CBS 121593, 1963 nucleotides. Its product is annotated as general substrate transporter. The transcript is spliced from 3 exons. The coding region runs from base 194 to 1759 and encodes 521 amino acids. The record is from RefSeq and is a predicted model, not a curated record. Gene Ontology annotation, biological process: carbohydrate transport; transmembrane transport. NCBI's taxonomy places the organism in Eukaryota, Fungi, Ascomycota, Eurotiomycetes, Eurotiales, Aspergillaceae. Gene Ontology annotation, cellular component: membrane. Gene Ontology annotation, molecular function: carbohydrate:proton symporter activity.
CUGGGGUUAAGCUGGGGUACUCCCCUGGCAUUGUCUUCUACACGAGUUCCCAUGGUCCAUAGAGCCAUACUGAUGGGCUGCCGAAUACCACAAGGCAGUCAAGGAAGUGUACAAUUGGUUGGCCUGCGACGCCAAUGAAUCACGUCGUCUGGCAGCCUGUCACCUUCCUCUUGCAUGCACGAGGUCAGUCAAAAUGGCCAAUGCAUUGGACAGCCAUCCCUCCGAUCCCGGGAAAGGUGUCAGCCGAGCGCAUCAUGUCGAUAUCGCAGCAGAGGGCAGUAGAUCGUCCAAGGAACAAACAAUCAAUGCCUUCCUGCUCCUCACUUGCACGGUGUUUGGCGCAGCCUCGUUAGUGUUUGGCUUUGAUGACAAAGUCAUCUCGCCGGUGGCUGCAUUGGCUGCAUUCGUCGAUAGGUACCAAGGCCCCGAGCCAAUCACAGGCAAACUUGUCUUCACAGCCCGCAAUCAAAACCUCAUAUUUUCCGUCCCUCUGCUAGGCUCGAUCCUAGGAGGCUUGACGGCCUCCCCUCUGAAUUCCGGCUUGGGCCGUAAACGCCCCUUGUUGAUCGCAUAUAGUAUCUCCAUUGGCGGCGGGUUACUCCAGAUGCUGGCCCCGAAUCUGGGGGCUUUCAUAUCGGGUCGUUUUAUCAACGGAAUUGCUAUGGGGAUUGCCAAUACCACGGCUCCCCUGUAUCUUUCGGAGAUCGUACCUGCCUCCAUGAGAGGAAGAAGUGUAUCAUUGUUCAAUAUCUUAAACCUGGUUGCUGGUGUCCUGGGCGCCGUCGUGGUGUUGUGCACUCACGAGUUAGGAGGCAGGAGUUCGUACAUGAUCCCAUUGGCCGUACAGUGUGCCCUGCCGGCUCUCCUACUCAUCUCAACAUUGCCUGUGCCCGAGAGUCCACAAUGGCUCGUCUCUAAAGGCAAGGUGGAAAAGGCUCGUAACAACUUGCGGAGACUGCGCCGCUGCAGUGAACGACGGAUUGAUGAUGAGAUCCGAAACAUGGAACGUUCCGAAGAGGGUUCGAAAGCCAAUGCGCCCUUCUGGGAUAUAUUCUCGAAGAAGCACCUGCAGCGCACCGUGAUCGCCGGAUCCUUCUACUCCUUGAACCAAAUCUCCGGCAUCAUUCUCUCAACCACGUACAGCACAGUGUUUCUCUCUGAGAUUGGCAUUGGAGACCCUUUUUCGUUAACCGUAAUUGCCGCCUGUUGCACUCUUGCAGGCACGAUCGCUGCCCCCUUCGUCCUUGACCGGGCGGGUCGUCGCCCUACUGCAUUGGUGGGCAUGAGCAUCCUGUUCAUCAUCGACGCGACGGCUGGAGGCCUGGCGUUCAACGGAGGAGACCGUCAUUCGGCUAUGGCGCUUGCGGCGUUGUCCUUCACCUUCAACUUCUUCUGGGCUUCGUCAUUUUCCCCCUUGUCGACUCUUCUGCCUUCGGAGAUGGCCACCCCCAGGCUCCGCCACCACACCAUGGCUUAUACUAUUGCCUGUGCCCAAACAACGGCAGUGAUCACGACGUUGGUGGUGCCUCAGCUCACAGCGGCCGAUGCGGCAAAUCUAGGGCCAAAGACAUACCUUGUAUUUGCCGGCUGCAUGGGCUGCAUUCUGGUCUUCGCCUACUUUUCCAUCCCAGAGACCAAAGGCCGAACCUUUAUGGAGAUCGAUGCAAUGUAUGAUGCCAAAAUUCCUGCAUGGAAAUGGAGACAACAUUGGUCUUCGCUUGAGGAGACGAUGUGUUCGGAUUCCCCAGUUCCUAGAUAAAUACACUAAGACUAUGGACCGGUUGGCUGUGGCCCCUGCCGUUAGCCUUGCGUUGGAUACGAGACGGUAUGACACAAUCUCAACGGCGAUACGUUCGAGUUCCCGGCACAGUUGGGCCGAUUUAGCGCAGUGAUGCGAUCUUCCGUUUUAUCCAAAUCCCAUCGCGCUAUGCUUAGAUCAACCCAUUUAAAUGAAAGAACGUAC